AUGGCUAUCCGGCUAACGUCUUCUAUGGCGUCUACCCAUCUGUUUGACUUUGGAGGUUGGUCCAUCCAGAAUUGCAUUGCCUGGACUUUGGAGUAUUUACAUCAAUGCCAUCAGUCCAAAAGACCCUUGCUCAUUCUUAUGCUUGUUUAUGCUAAAGCUUUUGAUACAUUUGAGCAUGAUGCCAUUUUGGAGAUACUGAAGUUCAAGGGUUUUGAUGAUAGGUGGCUUGGCUGGAUUGGAGAGAUUUUGUCUUUAGGCUCUUCAUCAGUUCUUUUAAAUAGUGUGCCUCGGAACAAUUUGUUUGCAAGAGACGGGUUCGCUAGGUGGAUAAUCAGUUCCUUUUCUCUUAAAGACAUGAUGCAUUUCUUUUCUGCUUCUGCUAGUCUAAAGGGAGGGGAGGGGAUCCAGGGAGUGAAGAUGGAUCAGCAGGAGGAGGAAGCGUCCGUCUCCGUCAGCAGCGUCCCGCCGGAGGAGGAGGAGGAGCAGGAUGAAGAAGAAGAAGAGCAAGAAGAAGAGGAGGAGGACAUGGGUGCGGUGAAGAUGGCGCUGGGCCCUCAGGAGGAGGAGGGGGAGGAGGACGACAGCCUCCGCAGAUGGAAGGAGCAGCUCCUCGGACCAGAUGCUGUCCACACCACCAACCUCCUCCUUGCCCUUGGAGCUGAGACCGUCGAACCAGAGGUGGCCAUACUCAACCUCACCAUCUUGGCACCAGGGAGGCCUGACCUGGUUUUGCCGAUUCCGUUUGUGCCUGAUGACAAGGGCCACGCCUUCACGCUCAAGGACGGCACCGCCUACAGCUUCCGCUUCUCCUUCACCGUCUCCAACAACAUCGUGUCCGGUCUCAACUACUCGCACACCGUCUGGAAGACCGGAGUAAAAGUGGAGAACCAGAAGGUGAUGCUGGGGACAUUCAGCCCUCAGCAGGAGCCCUACACAUACAAGGCUGAAGAAGAUAGCACCCCGAGCGGCAUCUUUGCGAGGGGCUCCUAUUCUGCUAGAUUAAAGUUUGUCGACGAUGAUGGGAAGGUGUACCUAGACAUGAGGGAUGUUGAUUCACUCACUCGCUUUGCUUGCAAUGAAGAAGGUGAGUGAGUGCCUGAACUGGACUGAAAGUGUAUGUCUGAAUUUGCAUGCAUGUUAUUGUUAUUGUGUCCUU
Molecule: messenger RNA, 1156 nt
Organism: Triticum dicoccoides
Lineage: Eukaryota; Viridiplantae; Streptophyta; Magnoliopsida; Poales; Poaceae
Product: rho GDP-dissociation inhibitor 1-like
Exons: 9
Coding region: 1-1092 (363 amino acids)
Biological process (GO): Rho protein signal transduction
Cellular component (GO): membrane; cytosol; cytoplasm
Molecular function (GO): protein binding; Rho GDP-dissociation inhibitor activity
Source: RefSeq, a predicted model, not a curated record